Messenger RNA from Eleginops maclovinus (Patagonian blennie), 6355 nucleotides. It is a transcript of the gene klhl15, whose product is annotated as kelch-like family member 15. Gene Ontology annotation, biological process: nuclear protein quality control by the ubiquitin-proteasome system; protein ubiquitination. The record is from RefSeq and is a predicted model, not a curated record. The transcript has 10 exons. Bases 626 to 2533 code for a protein of 635 amino acids. Gene Ontology annotation, molecular function: protein binding. Lineage: Eukaryota; Metazoa; Chordata; Actinopteri; Perciformes; Eleginopidae. Gene Ontology annotation, cellular component: nucleus; Cul3-RING ubiquitin ligase complex.
CAUACGAUCUCUCUGCCGCACUACGCCCUUCAGUUCCGCCCAAAGGGGAAGUGACGCGGGUGCAGAAGAUGGCGUCCGCAAAGCCUGUGGACCGCUGUGGUUUGUUACUACCCGUUUAAUUUCAGAGCUGAGUGGGGGGGUCUCCUCGUUUGGCAGAUGGACGAUAACAUGGCAGUGAACCGCUGCCAACCGCUCUCCUGAACCUGGAAUUGAACCCGCAACUUCAUGUCCGACGGAGCCAGAGCUGCCUGGUCGAAGAGGGGCUGUGGGGAUUCGCACCGCCGAGGUGAGACGGCUGGUUUUAGCCGCUAAGCUAAGCUGUUACCCCGGCAGAGCAGUGACGGGUCCCCCGUAGCUCCAGCCGCUGAGAAUCGUGACAGUUAAUUUGGCUAGCAGAACCAGGGAAACAUAAACACAGGAAAUGCGAGCAACCCCUUAAUGCUCAGCCCACAAAGCCUCUGAUUGUUCCCCCGGGCUCCAAAAGUUUGCAGACGUUCACGCUGUAAUGUGGCGGGUGUGUUGGCUUUGUCGUCCAGGUGAUUGACGCUCAGAAAAGGGACUUUGUUAGCAUCUCCUGGACACAAGGGGCACUGUCCUCUGAUUGGCUCGGACAGCCCCCUCUGACAUGCCCGUGGCCAAUCAGAGGUGUGUUAUGUCGGGGGCAGAUGUGGAGGUGUACCUGUCCCAGGUGCAUGAUGGGAGUGUGUCGUCGGGCUUCAGGGCGCUGUACGAGGAGCGCCUGCUGCUGGACGUCACACUGCUGAUAGAGGAGCACCACUUCCAGGCCCACAAGGCGCUUCUGGCCACGCAGAGCGACUACUUCCGGGUCAUGUUCACGGCGGACAUGAGGGAGAGGGACCAGGACAAGAUCCACAUGAAGGGGCUGACGGCCGCUGGCUUCGGACACAUUCUCCGCUUCAUGUACUAUGGCUCUCUGGAGCUCAGCAUGCCCACUGUGCAAGAGAUCCUGCAGGCGGCCAUGUACGUGCAGCUGACGGAGGCGGUGGAGUUCUGCUGCUCCUUCCUGCUGGCUAAGAUCUGUCUGGAGAACUGUGCGGAGGUCAUGCGCCUCCUGGAGGACUUCAGCGUGGGCGUGGAGGGUGUCCAGGAGCAGCUUGACAACUUCCUGCUAGACAACUUCGUCCCCCUCAUGAGCCGACCCGACUUCCUGUCCUACCUCAGCCUCGAGAGACUGCAGUCGUACCUGAACAGCGACGCCUUAAGUCGCUUCCCGGAGAUCGAGCUGUAUGAAGCAGUGCAGUCGUGGCUGCGGCAUGACCGGCGGCGCUGGAGGCACACAGACACCAUUGUGCAAUCCAUCCGCUUCUGCCUCAUGACGCCAGCAAACAUCUUCGAGAAGGUAAAGACAUCAGAAUUUUACCGCUACUCCCGGCAGCUGCGGCAGGAAGUGGACCAGGCGCUCAGCUACUUCCACGAUGUUAACCAGCAGCCUUUGGUGGAGACCCGCUCCAACCGCAUCCGCUCGGUGCGGCCGCAAACUGCCGUGUUCAGAGGGAUGAUCGGACACAGCAUGGUCAACAGCAAGAUCCUGCUGCUGCAGAGACCAAAGGUGUGGUGGGAGCUGGAGGGCCCUCAGGUGCCGCUGCGCCCCGACUGUCUGGCCAUCGUAAACAACUUCGCCUUCCUGUUGGGCGGAGAGGAGCUGGGGCCCGACGGAGAGUUCCAUGCCUCCUCCAAAGUGUACCGCUACGACCCCCGGCAGAACUCCUGGCUGCGCAUGGCCGACAUGUCCGUGCCCAGGUCGGAGUUUGCCGUGGGCGUCAUCGGUAAGUUCAUUUACGCCGUAGCAGGCCGCACACGUGACGAGACGUUUUACUCCACCGAGCGCUACGACAUCACAGAGGACCGCUGGGAGUUCGUGGACCCCUACCCAGUCAACAAGUACGGCCACGAGGGGACAGUGCUCAGCGGGAAACUCUACAUCACCGGCGGCAUCACCUCCUCCUCCACCUCCAAACAAGUGUGUGUGUUCGACCCAGGGCGGGAGGCAGGAGGAGGAGGAGGAGGAGGAGGGGGGGGAGGCAGCUCAGUGGGAUCGGAGGCUCACAGGACACGCGCCGGCCGCGCCCCGCUGCUUCCCGGCACCCAUGCCAGCUGCUGGGAGAACAAAUCCAAAAUGAACUAUGCCCGCUGCUUCCACAAGAUGAUCUCCCACAACGGGAAGCUGUACGUGUUUGGAGGCGUGUGCGUGAUCCUGCGCGCAUCCUUCGAGUCGCAGGGCUGCCCGUCCACCGAGGUGUACGACCCCGACACCGACGAGUGGACCAUCCUCGGCUCCAUGCCCAUCGGGCGCAGCGGGCACGGUGUGGCGGUGCUGGACCGGCAGAUCAUGGUGCUCGGCGGCCUCUGUUACAACGGCCACUACAGUGACUCCAUCCUCACAUUCGAUCCCGACGAGAACAAGUGGAAGGAGGAUGAGUAUCCCAGGAUGCCUUGCAAACUGGACGGUCUGCAGGUGUGCAGCCUGCACUUCCCAGAGUACGUGUUGGAGCACGUGAGACGCUGCAGCUGAGGUCUGCUCCAACACGCCUCCUUUUUAUAGAAACGGGAAUGAAGACUGAGGUCAAGUUUCGCUUUUAAACUUUCCUUAAUAUGAGGAAAAGAUAAGUCUGCUGUUCUUUUUAAUGGAGCCAACGGAAGCGUGGCGUGGUGGGACGCCACUUGGACAUUUUCAGGAUUCGCUUUCUCAGAAAACGUAAGGAAAAAUAAUGUGUGGGGAGUGAAAAAAGUUUGAAUUCUGCUGGUUUAUGUUUCGGACUGUGGUCAGGUUCCUAUUCUACUACUCACACACUGUAUUUAGGCUGUGCAGUCUGGCUUAUUGCAGAAACGCACUGGAAGCGUCACAGUCAAAGGGACCUUGUAUUUAUUUAUUUAAUCAAAACACAUAUCUUGAAUCCCCUCUGAAUUAAGUUCAUUACCCUGCAUCUGUUGAUAUAUUGAGAUGCAAACUAAAAUAAUUUAUUUCAUUAAUAAAGUUGCUCAUGUUAAGAGAAAGCCAAGAAUCCAAAAAACAACCAAUAAGAUAUGUAACGGCUAAUAUAUAAACAAAAUACUCACACUAUUUUCUGUAGUGUAGCUAAUUCUGUAAACUGUCUCCAAACAAACAAAGCAGAGUGUAAACACAUGUUGUCACAGAUGCUGCUAACAAUUUGAUCUUUAAGUGAUACAUUUUCUUCCAGUGUGUUCCAGCUUUUAGUCCUAAUUAUUCUGCUUUUUACUCCCAGAUAUCCACCAUGUUCAUAAAACACGAAUCUCUGUGCGCCCUCUCCUUCCUCUCGUUGUGUGUGUGUGCGUGUGUGUGCGUGUGUAUGUAUGUGUGUGCGUGCGAUGAGAGCUGAAUGCAACAUAAAGAGGAAAACCAUAACACUACGUUACACAAGUUCUUUUUUUGUUUUAUAUUACAUGCAUAGUAGAGAAAGAGCAGCUCUGUAUCCGUCAGGUCACUGGCAGUUCUUUACUAACUCACGUUUUCAUUCCCUGCACUUUAUUUUUGGUUGUUGUUGUGGCUGUUAGGUGUGAAUGCCGUACUUCAAAAAUAAUUGUAGUAUUAAAACAUGCUGUAAGACAUCUGUCUGAAAUUAACAUUCUGACUGAACUACACAUCUACCAACCUUGAAACAUGCAGCUACUUCAUGUAUAUAGGAAACAUUGGGCCUCGUGCAGGAAGAGUGUGGUCUACUAUUCAGGAACUUCUCAUACUUAUUUUCUGUUUGAACGAGUCAUAGUCACAAAACAGCUUUUGUAUAGGAUGUAUAAUUUAAUGCUGCCUUUUUCCUCUUCGUUUGUAAGAAGAAUUCAUUGACUUAACCGUACCAAAGAAUCAAAAUAAGACCGAAGUUGGAGCUUCUAGUCUUGCUGUCAGAAAGUAGCAAACGAAUUUAGCUCAUUGAAUAAGAUCUUAAGGUGUAAAGAAACUUAAAACCAUUGGGAAAUAUCAUCGGGAUGAUUUAAUGUCAGGCUUGGUGCUUAGUAAAAGUCAUGGAGAUUUUAGAUAUGAGGAAAUGAUACUCUAUUAUACGUGAUUUUUACACCGGCAAAUACCUGCAAUAAAGACUCUUGAGGCAGCUAUUGGAAACUAUUCCAACAAAUACUGGCAUUGAUUUGCCAAAAUGUGCCAAUAAAUAUCACAAAAUCUAAAAUAAAUCUUGCAGGAAUUUGGCAGCCAUUAUGAUGAUGAUACGGUGAACAUAAAAUAGAGUUGGCAUAAAGUUUCUGCAAUCUAUUUCAUUCAUACGCUACCAGAUUUAAACUCCAAAUUCAUGAAGUUCAAGGCGUUACGUUCUUUAACUCGUAUGGCAAAUAUGCACCUUUUUUAUAUCUAAAAGGGGAAACAAAUGAAAAGAUAAGAAAAAUGAACUAAUGCUUCAAAUAUCUGAAAUUGCUUGCACGCAUCACACCAAUAUAAAUAUAUUCCCAUUUAACUUUUUCUCCACGAGGCCCUUUGGUUUUUUCCUCUUCACAUUCGUAGUUUGUCCUAAAAUUUGAGCUUUUAUAUGACCGGCAGAGCUCAGUGUAACCAAGACUCUCAGCAUUGGACAAUAAAAACAAAUACCAGCAAGUGUUUUAGAAGAUUUCCUUUUACUAAAGCUGAUUUCUUACCAUUGUUUUUCAGUCGGAUGUGUUAAUUUCAGACACUGAAAUGCCACCUAUGCUUCAGUUAUAUCGGAAGUUUCUAUUGUGCUAGGAUCUGCACAGUUUAAGCAGCCCAGCCAGCCUGAUCUUUUCUUUUCCAGAUAUUUGUUUUUCAUUUUCCAUGAGCCAACUGUGAAAAGGGCUAGAGAACACAUACUGAUGCAGUUCAGCCGUUAAUUUAAGUUAUUUAUUUUGUCAAGUAUUGCUUUCACGGAGCUAUGCAGUAACAGUCGUAGGGUUAUUUAUUACAAGUUUAAUUGUGUUGUUUUCCAAAUGUACUUUUUGUCUCUUUUAUUUUUCUCCUGAGCAGCACUGCAUGUGGCUUAUGAAUGGAUGCUUUGAGAACGCUUUUUGUUAAUAUAAUUAUCCUAUAAAGGAGGUAAAUUAACAUUUAGAUGGGUCUUAACAGAUGAACAGGUACACUCUAAAGGAGGGAAGUGAAACAUUUAUUACCAUGUCCAUAAACUGUAUGCAGAUUGUCAUUCAAAAGAUGUUUAAUUUACAGGUUUUUCAUAUUGUUUGAACUUGUUUAAAGGUGGCAUGUUGUCUUGGGACCAGAUGUGGUAUCAUCCUCCUAAUUCUCACUUCUUUUUAUGAACAAUUAGACUGCUGUCCACACACAAACCUCUCUUCUGUGCUUUACAGUGUUCAUGGGAUGCCACCUCAGCUUGUCCUUUUUUGAGGAAAUCCUGAUCACUUUGUUGCAAUGGUAGAAAUGUUAGACCGUGCACCUUUCUCACGUUAAAGCCUCCUCAGCAGUGAGACGUUGUGCGUUUCAUUUUGGACUUCAUACUGCUUCCACGUUUAAGGGGGAAUUUGUUUGAAAAGGAAAUAUGUUUCCAGGGAAUACAGGGUGGCUAAAACGAUCUGUAGUGAAUACAUUGUAAGAGAAAUACUCAAAGAUCUAUUAAUGAACCUCAAAAACAGUUUACAUCUCAUAUGUUUAAAAUCUGUAACAAGCAUAAUGUUUGCUGCUUAUGAUUGGAAAAUGUCUACAACGAUUAUUCAAUUUAUAAGAUUAGUUGAUUCAGUAAAUUCUACUAAUCAUUCCUGCUCCAAUUUGACAUUUUACAAACUUAUUUUCUAUUAUAAGAUAACUAGAACCUAGUUAGCAGAGGGGAAAUGGAAAUAAGGAACAUAGAGUAAAAGGAAAACCAAAAACUUUUGCUUUGUAACGUUUUUAUUGGUUCGCAUAAUCCAUGUUUGAGACUCAAAAUAUUUCAUUCCCAAAGCUAUUGUUCCUGUGUUCGAGAUCAUUGAAUACUGGUUUUGCUCCAUUUUUGCCAAAACCUUUAUAAUAACCAGAGAAGUCACACUGUCAGGUAUCUUUCUGUUUUUGUCGCUUAACUCUGCAGCUGACAUCAUGAACAUCACAUCUGCCACUCUCCUCCUCCUCCUCCUCCCCUUCUCCUCCUCCUCCUCCUCUCAUGUUGCUGUUAAAAGAAGAAACGUGUAACCGAUAAAGUACUACUGUCCUGAUUUAUGGCACAUUCAGUCAUAGCGCAGCGUCCUUUAGUCCACCAGUCUGUCAGUAGGGAAACAGAAUAGAGGAUUUAAAAAAUAAAACAAUACCUUGCUGCAACGACUGUAUCUGAAAAAGAAAGUAAAAUCAGAUUAACAUAUCUUAUAAUCUGAGUAGAAACUCGUGGAAACGAUUUGUAACUUCUUUCCAGAAAUAAAUGUUCAUAUUGGUCAACUUUCA